CGCACCCAGGGCUUUCACCGCAGAGCGAGGGGCUGCGCUCGCUGCUGAGCUGUUCGCGCCAAAAAGCCCCAGGUGAGGGAUGCCCUAAAAUCGUGCUGGGGACGUGCCGACCUUGGGCUGUGCCCUGCAGGGGACUGCCAUGGCUAGCUUAGCCCUGGGAGCCAUCCUCGCUGUGCUGGCCUCGCUCAUCAUCGCUGCCAACACGCUGGUGGCCAUCGCUCUCCUUUGCCUCAUCCUGAAGAGCGGCUCCAAAGGGCUCUAUUUUGUCCUUAAUCUCGCUGUUGCAGAUGCCAUGGUUGGCUUCACGGUUGUGGGUCUGGCCAAGGAUGAGCUAUCCCAGCCCCUUCAACCUUCCCAGGUCUUCUGCGUCCUGAGAAUGGCUUUUGUGACCUCCUCUUCUGCUGCCUCUAUCCUGUCCCUGAUUCUGGUUGCGUGUGACAGGCACCUGUCAGUCAGGAAGCCUUUCCACUACGUCCAGCUGGUGACAGGCCUGAGGGUCGGGGUGCGCUUGGUGGUGCUCUGGCUGGUUGCUGGCAUCAUUGGCUUCCUCCCAGUCCUCACCCCGUGCUUUCAGAAGAUCUCCACCCAUAAGAAGUGCUCCUUCUUCGAAGUCUUCCACCCUGUCUACGUGCUCACCAUCUUCUGCGUUGGCUUCUUCCCAGCGCUCUUUCUCUUCUUUUAUCUCUACUGCGACAUGCUGAAAAUUGCCUCUGUGCACGUGCAGCACAUCCGACAAGUGGAGCACGCAGGGCUGGCGGGGGGCUGCCCCCCGUCCCGCACCGCCAGCGACAUGAAGGCCAUGCGCACCGUGGCAGUGCUCAUCGGGUGCUUCACGCUGUCCUGGCUGCCAUUCUUCGUCACCAGCAUCGUGCAGACUGUCUGUUCUGAGUGCUUGCCCUACAGAGUCAUUGAGAGCUGGCUCUGGCUGCUGGGACUGUGCAACUCCCUCCUGAACCCGCUGCUCUACUCCUACUGGCAGAAGGACGUGCGGCUGCAGCUCUCCCAGCUGGCUGCAAGCGUGAAGAGGAGAAUCCUCCUUCUCCUGGGGAAGGGCCACCGAUUCCCUGGAAGAGCCGCCAAGUCUCUCCCCACUGUGUCCUGCCCACAGCUCCAGAACUGAUACGGUAAGGAGCAGCUGUCGCAGGCUUUCCAGUCAUCUCCAACGUUGUCACCAUGAACUCGGGGCCUGUCAGCUGUGGAGGAGCUCACAGAUGGGGUGGGACCUGGCUGCAUGCUAUUGCCAGACAUCAGCAUGGCCCAAUUCCAGC
This is a messenger RNA of Columba livia (rock pigeon), 1268 nucleotides long. It is a transcript of the gene GPR119, whose product is annotated as G protein-coupled receptor 119. Gene Ontology annotation, cellular component: cytoplasm; plasma membrane. Bases 140 to 1120 code for a protein of 326 amino acids. Gene Ontology annotation, biological process: adenylate cyclase-activating G protein-coupled receptor signaling pathway; regulation of metabolic process. The record is from RefSeq and is a predicted model, not a curated record. Lineage: Eukaryota; Metazoa; Chordata; Aves; Columbiformes; Columbidae. Gene Ontology annotation, molecular function: phosphatidylcholine binding; G protein-coupled receptor activity. The transcript has a single exon.